ACGAACAACGUCUCCUCCAAACCUUGCCUAGAGUACGUGCAGCACAGAGCAAGCUAGCUGUAGCUCUGGUCGCCGUCGCACCUUUCAAAAGGUUCUUAACGUCCAAGUGAGCUGCGAGGAAGCUAGCUAGCAACGAGAGAUUGCUUCCGAAGCCAUGGCGAGCGCAGGUUCCAUUGCCGCGCGGCCCGUGCCAGGCAGCUACGGGCUCCCGGUGUUCGGGGCCCUGCGUGACCGCCUCGACUACUUCUACUUCCAGGGCCAGGACAAGUACUUCGAGUCCCGCGUCGAGCGGCACGGCUCCACCGUCCUCCGCAUCAACGUCCCGCCGGGUCCCUUCAUGGCGCGCGACCCACGCGUUGUCGCGCUCCUCGACGCCAAGAGCUUCCCCGUGCUCUUCGACGUUGAGAAGGUCGAGAAGCGGGAUGUCUUCACGGGGACAUACAUACCUUCAACCUCACUCACCGGCGGCUACCGCGUCUGCGCCUACCUCGACCCCUCGGAGCCCACCCACGCCAAGAUCAAGCAGCUGCUCUUCUCCCUCCUGCUGUCCCGCAAGGACGCCUUCGUCCCGACCUUCCGCUCCAACUUCUCCUCGCUCUUCGCCACCGUCGAGUCGCAGGUCGCGAAUGGUGGGAAGUCCGAUUUCAACAAGCUCAAUGACGUCACCUCCUUCGACUUCAUCGGCGAGGCCUACUUCGGCGUCCGCCCCUCAGCGACCGAGCUGGGCGCCGGCGGGCCGAGCAAGGCGGCCAAGUGGCUAUUUCUACAGCUCGCGCCACUCGUCACACUGGGCCUUCCCUUGUUCCUCGAGGAGCCUCUCCUCCACACGGUGCCACUCCCCUCCAUCCUCGUCAGCGGCGACUACAAGGCGUUGUACAAGUACUUCUCGACCGCCGCAUCGCAGGCGCUCGACACAGCCGAGAGCCUCGGCCUGUCACGGGAGGAGGCCUGCCACAACCUGCUGUUCGCGACGGUGUUCAACAGCUACGGUGGCUUCAAAAAGCUUUUCCCUGGUAUCCUGGCGCACGUCGCCGAUGCUGGCGAGAAGCUCCACGAGAAGCUGGCGGCAGAGAUCCGCGCCGCCAUCGCCGACGCCGGCGGCGAGGUCACGGUCCCAGCGCUGGAGAAGAUGGAGCUGACAAAGUCCGUGGUGUGGGAGGCGCUGCGCCUAGACCCGCCCGUCAAGUUCCAGUACGGGCGCGCCAAGGGCGACCUGCAGAUCGAGAGCCACGACGCGGUGUACGAUGUCAAGAAGGGGGAGAUGCUGUUCGGCUACCAGCCGUGCGCCACCAAGGACAUCCGCGUGUUCGGCCCCACAGCGGGGCAGUUCGUCGGCGACCGGUUCGUCGGCGAACAGAGCAGCAAGCUGCUGCAGUACGUGUACUGGUCCAACGGGCGGGAGACCGAGAACCCCAGCGUCGGCAACAAGCAGUGCCCCGGCAAGAACCUGGUGGUGCUCGUCGGCAGGCUCUUCCUCGUCGAGCUAUUCCUUCGUUACGACACCUUCACCGCCGAGGUCAGCACUGAUGCGCUCGGUGCCAAGGUUGCUUUCACCGGCAUCACGAAAGCUACUUCCGGUCCUGCCACUGAGUAAACUUGCACCAGCGUUCCUUAAUACCCAUCGAUGCGAUUGGUUGGAUGCAUAUGGGAGCUAAAUCACACAACUCCUGCCUCAAUCUAGGGAAUCAUUCCUCCAGUACUGUACUUGUAUGAUUGUAACGCUCUCACAGAGAGACAUGUGGUACAUAUAUUAACGCGCUACGUGCAAGACC
This is a messenger RNA of Phragmites australis (common reed), 1772 nucleotides long. RefSeq names its product allene oxide synthase 2-like. Bases 155 to 1594 code for a protein of 479 amino acids. Gene Ontology annotation, biological process: sterol metabolic process. The transcript has a single exon. Lineage: Eukaryota; Viridiplantae; Streptophyta; Magnoliopsida; Poales; Poaceae. The record is from RefSeq and is a predicted model, not a curated record. Gene Ontology annotation, molecular function: iron ion binding; monooxygenase activity; oxidoreductase activity, acting on paired donors, with incorporation or reduction of molecular oxygen.